CCAGACCCUUUGCUUGGUGGACAAACUUCGUGUAAAGUGUGAGGGUGAGAGGUCCUCCAGAGACAAGACACAGCUGGGAGCAUCCUCUGUCUUCAUCAUCUGUCGCCCGGCACAGUGGAUCUCCUCCACUCUCCCUAUUGGACUUAUCUGAGCAGGACAUCGUCUAUAGGACAGCUCAGGACUAUGCCUCAUACCAGCCUCCGAUCCGAGCUCAUCACAGAAGGAGGACGUACAGGACCCAUCAGCUCACUGCAUAUAGGUCAUGGUGGUCUAAAUCAACUAGGAGGAGCAUUUGUGAAUGGGCGUCCCCUCCCAGAAGUGGUGAGGCAGCGCAUUGUGGACUUGGCGCACCAAGGCGUGCGCCCCUGUGACAUCUCUCGGCAGCUGAGGGUCAGUCAUGGAUGUGUCAGCAAGAUUCUUGGCAGUAGGUACUAUGAAACGGGCAGUAUCCGUCCAGGAGUCAUUGGUGGAUCGAAACCCAAAGUUGCUACCCCAAAAGUGGUGGAGAAGAUUGGCGACUAUAAAAGACAAAACCCCACUAUGUUUGCCUGGGAAAUCAGGGACCGGCUGCUGGCAGAGGGAGUAUGUGACAAUGACACCGUACCCAGCGUCAGCUCCAUCAAUAGAAUAAUACGCACCAAAGUUCAGCAAUUAUUUAACUUACCCAUGGAGACCUGUGUGAAAUCCUUAAGUCCAGGACAAUCUCUGAUCCCCAGUUCAGCUGUGACUCCUCCGCAGUCACCCCAUUCGGACUCUCUUGGUUCUACAUACUCAAUCAGUGGAUUGUUGGGAAUAACACAGCCAAGCUCUGAUGGAAAACACAAAUUGGAUGACAGUGAUCAGGACAGCUGCAGGCUCAGCAUUGACUCUCAGGGUAAUGGUGGACUGAGCCGGAAACAUCUGCGGACAGAAGGCUACAUUCAGCACCCUUUAGAUGGGUUGGAGUGCCCUUUCCAGAGGCAACACUUUCCUGACUCCUACCCCUCAGCUAGUCACAGCAAGGCAGAGCAAGCUCACUAUCCUCUACCCCUACUCAACAAUGCAAUGGAUGAUGGGAAAUCAGCACUGGCCUCUUCUAAUGCCACACUUAGCAGGACCCUGUCCUCGCACCAGGGGUACUCAACUCUCUCAGAGCUGUCAUCAUAUAACAUUAAGCAAGAGCAAUCUGACAGUUCCAGUGCAGGCUCCACCCCUCCAUCAAUAUAUAGUCCUGCCUUUUUGGAUCUGCAGUCAAUUGGUUCAACAGCUGCAGCCACACCCUACAGCGCAUUUUCUCCUGCAGCUUCUGUGUAUGGACAUUUCACCUGUCAGGCAGUUACAGGGCGUGAAGUUGUGGGGCCAACUCUGCCAGGGUAUCCACCACAUAUACCUAGUGGUCAAGGAAACUAUGCUUCAUCUGCCAUUGCUGGAAUGGUUGCAGCAGGAAGCGAUUACACUGGUAAUGCAUAUAGCCACGGGGCUUACGCCGCAUACGGAGACAGCUGGCGGUUCCCUGGUUCCAGCCUGCUAAGUUCUCCCUAUUACUACAGCUCUGCUGCAAGAACUGCACCCACCUCAGCCACUUCUGGAGCAUACGACCUCCUGUAGUUUGAUAAAGAGAUCGCCUACCACCAUAGCCAGGCCCUGGGAAAGUGACCAAAAAAGAUGCCGACACGGAGGCACAGUGACAAUGUUACUAUGGACAAAUCUUUGGUUAUCAUUUAUCCAUUAAUACUUCUCCUGAGCAGAACAAAAAAAAAAAAACACUUUUAAAAAGAUGUCUGUCAAAGUUACACAGAAGGACCAGAGCCGUACUUUCCAUUGUUCAUCAUGUAUGCUUUACCCAAAACCCUACAUCACACUGUGCACAAGGACAAGUACAGGGGAGUCGGUGUCAGCGAAAGCUUUUGGAGCGGCUGUUUGCUCAUAACUGUUACCAAAGGUUGAGUUCCUGUCAAACGGCAAGUCUGCAAAGAAAAAAGUAUACAAUUAUUGACACAGAAUAUGCAUUUACUGGUUGUUGGGUUUUGUCUGGAGUUCCCUCUUAGUUUUUAUUUUUCCAUACUUCCCCGACUCAAAAUUAGAAAAAAAAAUGUGGCCCACUAAAGAAGUCUCUGAUUCACUCAAACUACACCCACAUUUUCAGACAUUGCUUCUAUUUCGGACAAUCCCUGCACCUCUCUGGAUUUGGAAGCACAAUCAGGAUUGACAAUGCAAAGACGUAUGCUGUAUACAGCAUAGGAACCUAUGGAAGGCUCUCUGUAUAUUCAAUCUAUAGAAUAAGGUUUGUAUACGGGAGUAGAAUGCAGGUGCCAUAAAACAUCUCCACCUAGUGUGCAAAGAUCAAAAUUGCAGGGUUGGUGGCCCUGUACAUAGUGUGCGCAUGUGUACACACACUCUUCUGUCACAAUGUUUACCUCAUGCCUGAAGCUGGGCAUUAUGUGUGCUUUAGCUCUCCCUCUGCAAUAAACAUGGGAUCUCAGAGGUCAGUGUCGGUGCACUGCACCCCUAGUUCUCACUUAAUGCCAAUGCAUGGAAUCACCUACAGGACCACAGGGAUACAGACAAGACGGUGCUUCCUCUGCACUACUGUACUUUCUCCACAAUCUGUGUACAUACCUGAGUUACAAAUACUGUGUACAUAAAUUAUUUGUAUAAUAAAAUAUUUUAAAUAAAUAAGCAUGAACUACA
Messenger RNA from Rana temporaria (common frog), 2670 nucleotides. RefSeq names its product paired box 8 (gene PAX8). The record is from RefSeq and is a predicted model, not a curated record. Gene Ontology annotation, biological process: anatomical structure development; regulation of transcription by RNA polymerase II. The transcript is spliced from 13 exons. NCBI's taxonomy places the organism in Eukaryota, Metazoa, Chordata, Amphibia, Anura, Ranidae. The coding region runs from base 184 to 1587 and encodes 467 amino acids. Gene Ontology annotation, molecular function: RNA polymerase II cis-regulatory region sequence-specific DNA binding; DNA-binding transcription factor activity, RNA polymerase II-specific.